This is a messenger RNA of Guyanagaster necrorhizus, 923 nucleotides long. Its product is annotated as LamB/YcsF. Gene Ontology annotation, biological process: carbohydrate metabolic process. The record is from RefSeq and is a predicted model, not a curated record. The transcript has 7 exons. The coding region runs from base 96 to 848 and encodes 250 amino acids. Lineage: Eukaryota; Fungi; Basidiomycota; Agaricomycetes; Agaricales; Physalacriaceae.
AUUUACAUCACCAUCACGGGCAGGUUAAGUGGGGUCAGCGGAUACUACGCUUCCUCGACGUAAUCAACGCCAUGAAGAUAUCAAUCAAUUGCGACAUGGGCGAGGCGUUUGGACGUUGGAAGCUGGGGCCAGACGAGGAGCUCAUGCCGCUUAUUGACUAUGCGAACGUUGCAUGUGGGUUUCAUGCCGGUGACCCGUCAAUCAUGUUGAAGACCGUACGACUCGCUAAGAAGUAUGGUGUCAAGGUCGGUGCACAUCCAGGGCUCGACGAUAUCAAGGGUUUUGGCCGUCGUGAAAUCGAUGUCAAACCUGAAGAGCUCUACGCGCAGACUCUUUACCAGGUCGGAGCGUGUAAGGCGAUCCUAGAGGCAGAGGGAAUGUCUCUUCACCACGUCAAAGUGCAUGGGAAACUGUACUUCAUGAUGACUAGAUCAGAAGCCAUCGCAGAUGCAGUUGUUAGAGCUAUCGCAUCGUUCAAGGUCCCCAUGUUUGGACUCUCCAGCACGUUGCAUGAAACGAGCGCGAACAAAUACGGCGUCCCUUUCCAUCCGGAAACGUAUGUCGACAUUGACUACAGUCCGGAGGGACAACUGCAACCGGUCGACUUUGACAAUUUAGUGAGCGUCGAAAUGAUUAAGAAGAGGAUCCGGAGCCUAGCGGAAACUGGGUGUGGAAUCGACACCGCUGGCGCACCUCUACCUUUCUUGUUCGCCAAGCAACCGAAAGGAGGACUGAAACACGUACCCGAGGAAGCAUACACUAUUUGCCUGCACGGAGACAUGCCGAGCGCUUUAGAAAACAUCAAAGGCGCACGCGAAGGCAUCAAUGCUGCUGGUGUGAAUCUAUGAAUUAUAAUCAUGGAGGAUUGACAGCAUGAAGAGUUUAUUACUUACCACAUACACUUAAGCUAUCCGAGUAGUCCA